This is a messenger RNA of Folsomia candida, 645 nucleotides long. RefSeq names its product glucan 1,3-beta-glucosidase-like. Lineage: Eukaryota; Metazoa; Arthropoda; Collembola; Entomobryomorpha; Isotomidae. The transcript has a single exon. Bases 1 to 645 code for a protein of 214 amino acids. The record is from RefSeq and is a predicted model, not a curated record. Gene Ontology annotation, biological process: carbohydrate metabolic process. Gene Ontology annotation, molecular function: hydrolase activity, hydrolyzing O-glycosyl compounds.
AUGAAUCGGGAAAUCAACAAUGCAUUUUCGGCAGCUCAAGAAGCCAACUCGGUGAAGCCUGGGACUGUGUGGGGUCUCACCUUUACAAAUGAAUACGUAACAAAUGCACAAACUGGGAAUAGGGUUUUGAAAAUGAUUCAAGACAACAAGGCUCGGGCACAAGGUUUAAGGCUCAGUGUGGGCACCAGAGUCAAUAUCUGUCGCCAAAUAUGGGGCGGAGAAAACCAAGCUGUUUUGAUAAAUAUUGCGAAAUCAUCGGAUUUUAUCAUGUGCAAUCUCUAUCCUGGGCCUGGAGCCAAUAAUCCGGAUCGAGCAGUGCAGGAAAUAUCCGACGCUUAUUACUCCGCAAGAGAUGGAUUCUGGCGUUACAACAAGAACAUUGAGGUAAUUAUUGGCGAAACAGGAUGGGCGUCUGAAGGUGCAACUUUUAACAAUGCGGUUAACACGAUUGAAAAUGAACGAAAAUUUUGGGAAGGGAUGAAAAACUGGGCGCAAACCAAUCGUGUCAAAGUUCAAAUGUUUGAAGCCUUCGAUGAACCAUGGAAAACAAAUGGAGAAGGAGAAAAACACUUUGGGUGGUGGAAUCGACCCAACAAUAAUGAGGGAAGGUAUAUCGAAAAGGCUACUGGGAAAGUGUUUACCUGA